Molecule: messenger RNA, 1814 nt
Organism: Loa loa (African eye worm)
Lineage: Eukaryota; Metazoa; Nematoda; Chromadorea; Rhabditida; Onchocercidae
Exons: 9
Coding region: 14-1321 (435 amino acids)
Cellular component (GO): tRNA-splicing ligase complex
Source: RefSeq, a predicted model, not a curated record
AAUUUCAGUACAAAUGGAUGGGAGAAUGCAGAAUCGAUCUUCUGUUGCUUGUGAAAUUACUUCAUUUGGUUUCGAUAUUUUUUCACGGGAAGAAUUAGAAGACAUACAAAAAGCGGGCAUUGAAGAUUUGCGUUUUUGCAAGUUGAUCGAAUGGAUGUGUAAUGAGAUAUCUGCAUUGUAUGGUUUGGAUGAAACAGUUCAUGCACCAACUGGACCCGAUAACAUGGAAUUUUUUUUGCUGGAACUUAGUUCAAUAUUAUCUGAAUUAGAAUGUCCAGUGGAUGCGCUAACACGUGGAUCAGUUGUGGAAAGAUUUCGAUCAACCGAAAAUCAAACUAAGUUGCUUAAUUUUCUUAUUGGACACAUGAAAUGUGCUCGGUUGACUGCACUAAAUCGGUUGCAGGUCGAAACACCUGAGUACAAGAGUGAUGAAGCGCUUCACCUGGAAAGUGCAUUUUUAGCACUUGGUAUGAAUCAGUUACCUGCUGGUAUUACAGAAGAGAAAAUUUUCUCAACAUUAAAAGAUUUGGCUGAGAAACAGAUGGACAAAUGUAAGGAAAAACCACGUCCAUUAUUGACCGCAUCAUUGAGUGAUACACAAUGGGAGAAAAUCGACGCGAUAAAUGAGAAAUUAGUGCAAGAAUAUCGAACUCGAAUUCUAUUAUUGCUUAAACGUCUUGAUGUUACAAUUCAAUCGUUCACUUGGUCUGAUCGUAUAAAGAAAAUGCAGGAUAAGUUACACGAAAUUUAUCGUCCUCGACGGGAAGAGAUUGCGAUAACAUCCAAUAUUGGCAUGGAUGAUUUACUUGCUGCGACCACUUCCCUUCUAACAGUUGACAGAAUAAAUAGUGAGAAAGAACGAAAACGUACCGCAUCACGCUUAAAUAAGGUAUUGAUGACUGAUCGUCCGGGUGAUCGUGGUGGCAGACCAACGGAAUUGCGAGCUCCUCCACCAGAAAUGCCUCCAUGGAUAAAGGAUCGCGUUUCGGAUCGAGGCGGUAGACAGCAAGGUGAUUAUAAAAGUGGCGGAGGAUAUGGUUAUCAGAGGGGUGGCGGUGGAUAUCAAGGUGGCGGAGGUUUUCAAGAUGUGUAUGGUGGAAACAGUUAUCAAAGUGGUGGCGCAUAUAAUGGAGGCUAUGGAGGAGGAGGAGGAUUUAAAAGUGGUGGUCGUGGUGCAGGUUUCGAAAGUCAGGUAAUGAGAGAAUACGAAGGAUAUUAUAACCAAAGCCAUGCUGGUCGACGUGGUGGUGGUGGCGGUGGUGGUGGUGGUGGUGGUAGAAGAGGACGUGGUGGAUACGGUGGACAACGUGGUUACAGAUAAAAUAAAUUUCAUGAUAUAUCUCUGCUUGCGGUAUUUCAUGCCUUGUUCAUUAAAUGACGUAAAUUGUUAUCAUGAUUAUAACAUUCGCACUGCUUUCACUGUUUCUUUGACUAUUAUUUCCGGAAUAUUCUUGUCAAGUCAGAAUUUUAUGGAAAUGAAUGAUUUGUCGAAUACGCCAUACUGGAUUGUUUAUUCUUUCUUUAUUCAGCUGCAGUAAGAUGAUUUUAUUGAUGCAGAUGUCAUCUUCGAUUCGUUUUUUAUUCAUGUGUUCUAUUUUAUCGAUGGCGUAUCGGCUGCGAUAGGGUCAAUUUACUUUGUCGUUUUAUCCAGGUAUCGUCUUCGAUCUUUUUCCAUUCACAUUAUUCCGAAAUAAUUGUGUUUGCUUAUCGGUGGUUUAUCAUCCGGUUAAAUACCGUAAUUUAUGUUCAUGGAGUUUCCUCUCUCAUCUAUUCAUUGUUUGCUUUACUCUGGAAUGCAUUAAAGUCCUUCCAAA